CAGUGCGCACCAGUCCCCGACACCGCAACGCAUCAGCGAAAACAUUAAUACAUCUUCCACUUUAUAAGUAACUUGAAACGGUCGACCAAAAUUAUACAGACUAACUAGGGCCUGGAGAACAGUCUUAACUUGAAAACAGUCAACCAAAAUUAAGGGACCAGAGACUCAAAAAACAAAAACUGGAGGAGGAUGCUUCAUUCUGCUUGAUUCUGUUAUCUUUCAAGGAUGACAAAAAUUACCAACUAGGGACUUGAAGACUGAGAAGUUCUACAAAAGCUGAAGGGAUUAUUUUUUUAACGGCAAUCUCCCAAGGCUGCUGUGAGAUUAAUUGGCUUGGUUAGACAACCUAGGAAGCCGUUAGAGCAUGAAGUGUGCGAUAUGCAUUCAGGCAGUGGUGCAGAGAAGCUGUCAGUGAACAGAAUUCUGAGAGGACAAAAACAUUACAGAUUUUGAAGCGGAGAUUUGUUUUGUACAUCACCGUAACCAACUAUUCUUUGGAUUAAGGGGGAGAGAGAGUUGGCUGGUUCUAGAUUCGGAUGAAGAAAGUUAGUUUUCCCACCCAACUGAGAUGCAGAUCUGAAGAAUUUCAGACAGAAACAGUGAUUGGGUCACAGAGCAAUAAUGUUCAUCCUGUAAAGUUGCCAAUCUCAUCCAAGAUCCCAUAUCCACUGACCUAGAAAUACUAGAAGGCUUAGACUAUCAACAGAAAGCCAGAUAGGUGAUUCCAAGAAACUUUUAGGUGAGUUAACAAUCACAAGGAGCUGUAAGUUGAUUGGACCUGGGCAUAUUCAAUAUACGACCUACAACCUUCGACCUUCUACGGCACCGCUCCUCGGCAGUCACCUUUGAUCAACGGUGCAAGUACGCUUGGCUAAUAUUGAUGCCAGGGGAAAUUGCAUACGACUGAAUGCACGGAUAUUUAGUAUGGGUGACCGCGCCUGCUGCAUCCACAGCGCUGCAUGAAUAAGACACAUUGUUCCUUCGUACUGAGCCGUGGGUAGGGCCACUCGCAGUGCAGAGAAGAUGGCAGAUAACGCCGCUGUAGUGGCGUCGAGGAUAAAGGAUGAGACGGAUGAUUCUGCUUAUGGGGAGAGGCCGAGUUCAGAGAAAAAUUCAUCUAGUGUGACAGAUCAUAAUGGCGGAGUGGAGCAGUGCGAUAGUACUUCUAGUUCGCUGAGCACGCAUUCAAAAUCUGCGUCAGCGGAGGUUAAGGGAUUAGAUGCAGCGCAGAUGGCGGAGCAGUCAAACAUUCCGCCAUCAAAGGCUGGAGCGGCUGCGAGUUUUCUCUACGGUAUGAUGCCGUACCACGCUAACCAGUCAGCAACGAAUAUGAUCAACCCGAUGUUGGUGAUUCCCCAGCCGUACAUGCUGUCAGGAAGAAUGCCUUUUCCUGAAAUGCGCGAAGACGUAUCGAAAGCAUUGGACCUGUCACGAAACUCACGCCCAACAAGUAGGGAAAGCAGCGAAGCCACCAUGGAGAUCCCUUACCCUGCGGAAGAGCGAAGGAAGUGGCAGCAAAUGCGCGAUCGCAGCUCUUCCAGCGAGAUGCAGGACAACGCGGUGCUCAUAGAGUCAGAUGAUGACAUGAGUCAGGAUGACCCAUUACGGAAAAGAUCUCGUCAUUCAGGUGGGAAAAAUAUAAAUCAAUAUGGUCGAAUCUUCACCAAUGGCCGCCCCUUGCCUGACCAUCUUCGUGUCCAGAUACUGCAGCUGGCGCUGCAAGGCACGCGACCGUGUGAGAUUAGUCGCCAACUGCAGGUCUCUCAUGGAUGUGUCAGCAAGAUUCUUAACAGGUUUCGCAGAACAGGCAGCAUCAAUCCAGGUCAAAUUGGGGGCAGUAAGCCAAAGGUCACGACCCCAGACGUAGUGAACAAGGUCAAGGACUACAAGAUGGAAAACCCGCAGAUGUUCGCCUGGGAGAUACGACAGAGGCUUUUGGGUGAAGGCAUCUGCAAUGAGAAGUCUGUCCCCAGCAUAAGCUCAAUCAAUAGGAUCAUCCGAGACAAAUCUCUAGUCCAGAAGAAAUACAAUGCAGCAUUACUACAUGGCUCAUUAAAUGGAGGAAGCCCCGGUGCUAGCACAGCAGAUGACACACAGCGCUCUUUUUCACCUGAUGACUUGGAUGAAUCAAUCAAUUUGGAUGAUGAAGAGCUGGCUAAGGAAUUAGAAGCGCAACGAGCAUUUUUAGAAUAUCAGAAAUUCUGGCUGCACCAGCAAGCUUCCAUCAAUGGAUACGCACAGGAAAUGAUGAAAAAUUACGAGAAGUUUCGACCACAAGGGCAGACAGAAAAUACCGGUGUAAAGGUUGAAAAGGAAUCUGCCCAAUCAGGUUCAAAAAGACCAGAUGCUGCACCUCCAAACAGCAAAGAAGCUGGACCAGCAGUUCCAUUUUCUGCAGGGAUGCAUCCUGCUUUUCUGAGACAAAUGGGAAUGGCUGGCCUCUAUGACCCAUCCAUAUUGGAAAUGCACAUGCGUGCACAGCAGCAAGCAAUGCGAGCUGAAAACCCAGAAGACUUGGCCAGAAUGUCAUCCCAGGUGUUAAACAUCCCCCAGUUGACUGGACCACAAAAAGAUAAAAAUCCUCCUGGUACUUCUCAGAUUUUACCCAAAGUGUCACCAGCUCCGUUGGUGACCUCCACUGGACCCCCCAAUCCUCUUCCCCCGUAUCCUACAGCAGAUUUACUCACUCAGCGACGGCAGGAAAUCAAUGGGCUGAAACCCAAGGUUGAUGCUAAUGAUGAGGGCAGUGACUUCACAUCCAAUACACGUAAACGUAAAGGCACACCCUUUAAGGUGGCCACCACACCUCCAGAUGGUGCUGAUGUCCAAGACAGGCUGUCAGACCGCGAUAAAGAUGGCAGUCAUCAUGCUUCACUGAUGUCAACCACUCAUUCUGAGAUCAAGAAAAAGCCAAGGAGAAUGUUGCCUGAUUAUUUAACAUCAAAGCCAAGGCCUGAUAUCUCCAGCAUUGCAGCAGGACCAACAACGAAUGGCCAGCAGAAGGAACCCAACAUCCCAAAGGAUCAAAAUGCUUCUAGUCCUACGAAAGAAAAAAACAUAACAGUUAUUGCUCAACAAGGAUUUCCACACGGGAAUGUUGCCUCUGGAUUUCAGCGAAGCCAACAAGAACAUGCUCUUCUGAACUCAUUGACCUCUGCAGACAUUCCAUAUCUUGGAGGUGCAAAUACAGCAUCGCUGAGUAAAAUGUUGCCCCACAAUAACAUUGGUGGUUUGCCGAAUGUGUCUGCUGCCCCUGGUCUUACUCAGACCAGUAGUUCACUGGGGGCAGCACAGAUUUUGAUUCUCAAUGGAGAAGGGCAUGAAAUCAUCCCUGUAGGAAGUGGCCACUGGAUUGUCAAAGAUGAAGUAAAAUUAAUACGUUGUGCACGCUCCUUGUCAGACAGUCUUAAUGUUGUGCAUUCAAGUAGGGCACUUAUGCAGCAGGCCGCCGCAGCUGCUGCAGCUUCAGCCCAACUCAGCCAUUUUUCUUCACUUAUGGAUUCCAAAAAGGUUGCUGACAGCAAUACAAGUGAGUCGGUAUUGAGUCAGGUGCUAGCCAAAAGUGCCCCUGUCACUCCUGCUUUGGGUUCCCCAACCAGAAGCCAAAAAGUUGCAGCUAUCUCUACUACACUGUCAGAACAGGGAGGCUCCCCAGACUGUCAAAAAGAACAAAAUUCUCAUGAUGACACUACCCUGCAAUCUCAUAAAGACAGUAGUAAUACAGCAGGUAAUUGCGCAGUUGGAGAGAAACAAGAAUGCCCACAACACCUUCAAGACAAAUCGAGCAUUGAGGGUAUAUCAAAAGUCAAUCAGAACUGCCUACCAAGCAAAAGCAGCCAUGAGUCACAUGUGGAGGAUUUUGAAGCCGGACGCCAAGGACCCAAGUCACCAGAGGGCACCACUGAAAAUGAGAACAGGCACCUAAGUCCACACCUUUCACCAGACCGACCAAAUUCUUCAACGCAGAAUUUCCCAGAAUCCCCAGGACCCAUGGGCCACGGCCUGGCCCACUAUCUGUCCCAGUUGGCGAUGUCGGGCCAAAUCCCGUUCGACAUUUUGCAGAACCUUACACAGCUGGCAAAACUCAGUGCAACAAACAAUGCCAACCAAGCUAUUGUGACAUCGCAAGGGUCUGAAGUUGCAGGAGGGAGCAAUAGUUUCAGAAGCAAUAAAGUUGGAGGGGGUGUGAUCACAGAAACUGUUGAGAGCCUCGACUGACAAAUUUACUGCAACGAGUACGAAAAAAUGUCUUAACAUAAUUACUGCAAUUAGUUGAAAAAUCAUAAAAGAUGCAUAUGAUUUUGAUUACUAAGUGAACAGCAGGUAAAUUAUUUCAAAAUAGAAAAUACAUGGAUGUACAUGUAAAAAGCAUAGAUGUUUUUUAAAUUCAAAAAUAUAAUGUUCACCCGGGUAAAUACUUGCCAGCCAUAUUACUUGAGAUACUGAAAUCUCUUGUAGAACAUAAAUGGGUAGAUAAAUGGUGCUCACUAGAAACUCUAACAGUUGGAUGGAGUAGCUCAUCAGAAAAUGGAUAUUUAAUUAGUACGUUUUACACUAAAUAAAAUAGAAUAUGGUAGACCAGCAGGUGAUUCUAGUAAGAUACAGGAUGUGUACAGAAAGGCCAAUAACUGCCCAUUAAUGUAAGUGAAAAAGAAGGUCAUGAAAAGUGACUGAAAGUCAGUAAAAUGGGGUCAAGGCCAAUAGGAGAUAGAAGAAAAUAAGCAGAUCAUUGCGACCAAUAAACUUUAAUCAAGGGAAAUCCUAUCUCUGUGAAAAUUUACCAGUUUGGUGAAGAUGACAUCUUCACAGAAUGCCCUUCAGUACAUAUCAAACUUUGUUUUGGGGCAAUGAGAUCAUGACUAUAUGUUGAGUUCUAUGUAGUGUGAGGCACAGUUCAGCAUCAUAUCAUGUGCUCAUAUCACCAAGUCCAUUUAAUAUAUGAAGUCAGAAUUAAACAUGGACAAGUAAUAAUAUCUAGGAAGGCAGCAAAUUUUGCAAUGGUAAUUUGUAGAUUUAGAUCUAGUUUAACAAACUCUAUAUUUAAAAUGUUUUGCGUUUUUAAGAAAUAUCAAUGACACAUGAUCUUUGAUUUGCUGUAUUAAUGAAAUGAUAUUUGUUAGAAAUUUAUAAAAUCAUGCAUACCUGGGGAUAAGUAUUUUUUGAAAUAGUCAUUUUUUGCCAUGGGACACACACUGAAGAUAAUAUUCAAUACCCAAUGACAAUGGGUCCAGCCUUGGUUAAGUUCCUACAAUAUUUUAUAGCGUUCUGUAAAAUUGCAGCAUCAGCAGCAUUAUUGUUGUAUAUAAUCAUAAAUUAGAUAUUUGGUUCUGUAUGUUGUAACAAUCAAAUGUUCACGAUGCUAUACCUGUAUGUGUAAUCGUCGUCCGUGUUUACAACAUGUCGGUAUGCUGAUACACGCAUGCACUUGUAAUGCACGAGUCUUUGUACAGUUCACAAGCGCGCCGUCACAGCAUUGUCUUGCCAUUAUAUUUUACACUAAGGACUUACAAAGUAGAUGUAAUGUUAUUGUACGUGCCCUCACAUGUUGAACUUGUAUGCUAACAGUAGAUUACUUGAAACAUUUACCUGGGUACGUAGCAAGCUCCAAUAUAUUACUCAUUUACAGUUCUUUCAGCUUUUUGUGUACCUCAUUUUUAUCGUGGUAUACAGAUUUUAAGCCCCCUCAGCUUUAAUUAUGAGAAGCAUUAUUAUGUUAUAGUAUACAUGUAUUCAGAUUUGUUUAUUGUAAGAUAUUUUAACUCUUACUAGCACUACUGCAGUAUUUUUUUCUUGCACUUUUUGCAUAGAUUUUGUCCUGAUGGACAGACCAAGUACAAUCAAGUGAUUUUAAUCACUGUUAGAGCAUUUUUCUUUGUUUCCCAGACUUCAACUGAUUUUAAUAACAGAAAUCCAUGUUUUUAUUUUUUUUUUUCUCUUUGCUGAAAUCGAGUUGAACGUUCCCACCAAACAGUUCGAAGUAUUUUUGUAGUAAUUAGUUUGUUGGUAUGUAAUUUUUAAUCCAGGUUUUAAUUAGUUGAUGUUUUCAUGAAACGAUGAUUUUGGACAAUGAGUGGAUCUUUAUUUUUGAUGGUUAAAAAAUGAGUCACCAUAACAAAUGUUUUAGUAAUGGGCACUUACAUUAUAUUGUGUAGUUAGUGCAGAUAAUGUCUAGUAUUUUUAUAUUAUUGUUGUAUUAUCCAUUGCCUCUGUUCAUCCAUAUCAUUUCAAUAUUUGACUUCUGAUGUUACAAGUAUGUAAGGGAAAAAAGAACAAGUGUAGAAUUUUGAUUUCCAUGGUAACCAUUACGGUUGCUGUGGUUACGGUGAGGAAGAGUAGGGGGUGUGGUCAUCCAGCAAUAAGGUACCAAGUCGUGUUUGCAACCAGGUUGUGACAGAUCAACAUGAGCAGUGAAUCUGCACACUUUGUGAUUUGAAUUGUAAACUGCAGAAAGCCAAUCAAAUCCUGCGUUGCCACCUCCCUCCCCCUCCGACAUCCCAUCGCCAGUUUAAUUGAAUUCAACUAAUCGCUACCAAAGGCCUUCUAAAUGCUAUAGCUUUUUCAAUUUUUUUUUUACCUCUGUGAUGAACUAUCCACCCUUAUGUAACUACCCCACCCCUUAACAAACAAGCAAAGCUGUACAGGAGAUAAUUGUUAGGUUGGUUCUUUGAUUUUGGAACAGCAGGAAGGGCCCACGGUGGAGAGAAGAAUUUAACCAGGUGUCAUGAGAUUGGCUUCCUGCAGUAUCUUAUUUCACAGCCUGCUGAUAUAGAAUGUUCAAAGUUGAGAAGUCACAUGAGGACUGGAAAAGUCUCUGUAUGAUUUUAGAGUACAGCCUGCGAUAGUGUGGCUUCACAACUUGUGUCCUUUCAUACCAGAUUUGAACUUGGCAGGAAUGGUUGCUGUCUUGGAUAUUGUCAAAACACAGUCGUUAACAUCACACACACUUGCAACCUGUUUUUAAGGUGUAGAAUAUGGUUUUCUCAACUGCAUUUGAAUUUUCAGAUGUUGUUGAAUAUAAAAUUUAAAACUUGAGAGAAAAGACUACAGGUCUUUGCCAUUUGAGAUUCUAUGUGACUCCUGCAUGAUGGUAUACGGUAUUGGAAAUAAUCCCCCACCCCUGCCUCUCUCCUCACCCCCACCCCCAUCAUUUAGAGAUGAGCUCAAGAUCAAUAGAAACUAUUAUUGUCUUAGUGGAUUGAUACGGGUUUACAAUUGCUUCAAUAUCUCCUCUAUAAGAAAGUGGAUUGACAACACUGUGCUUCAGGUAAUUUAGUUUUGGUACUCAAACUGAGGCGACAGGUGGAUAAGAAAUCCUCAGAACAUAUUGCUCAGUUCAGAUAUUGCAAAUGUGAUUGUGAUUGGUUGUGAAAUGAGCAGACCACCCAAUCACAAUCAAUAUAUCACAUCUACCACAUUCUAGCUCAAUUUGAAUCCACAUCAGAAGAUCAUCUUGUAUUUAUUUAUUUAUUUACUUUUAUUUAUUUAUUUAUUCAGAUUCAGCUUUUUUUCCAAUCAUAAGAAUAGUUUUAAACAUAAAUAGUGUUUAAAUCUUUGCUACAUCUUUAUUGUCAUUAUUGUGAAUAAGUUUGAUGCAAAGGCAUCGUUAUAUGGCAUUCUGAAUAUUGUAGUUGGUUCUUAGUUUCUAUGUUCAGACAUAUUAUGUCUGGGCAUACAUCACAGAAAUCUAGUACUGAAAAGAUCUGCAUUUUGUUUGAAAUGAAUGUUAACAAUGGUAGGUAUACAUCUUGAAGAUCUUCAUAGUCACAUGUUUUUGUUUACUUUUACCCAUCUAAACAAUGCAGUUGACAAUUUUCUGCACUGUCAGACACUUGUUCAAGUUCCAUAUUAACAAAUUAAAUGUCAUUUUGGCAUUUAUGACCAUAUUGACCAAUGAUGUCACCUGUUUUCCAGCAAUUUGAUGUGUAUUUUUACUUUAGGUCAAGUUUAUACUUUUUGUUUGGUUACAAGUACCCAUACCAUGAUAACUGAAAUGGAAUCGUAUCAUAUAAUUCAUUUUGUCUGUACAUGCCAGCAUUGCUGUAUAGUGACUUCUUUGCUGAAACCUAUUGCCAAAUAGGUACUUAAUGUUAAACACAUAAAAUAUUGAACAAAUACCAAACAUCUUAUAAGAAUGUUAAAUUAAAGAAAACAGUUUGGAAGCCAAGAUUUUAUCUUCAAUCCUGUGUUUUGUAAAGACUGAAAUAAUUUUUGAUGGCUCUUUGUAGAAAGUAUACAGCUACUGUGCAAGUGAGAGCAAUCCCUAGGUUUGGAAGAAUAUUUUAGCAUUUCAGUUAUUUAUUUAUUUACUUAGUUACUUGUUCAUUGGUUUCCGAGCAGACAAUACACCUUGUCUAUAAGUGGAUAACUAUUUUGUUAGCAGGAAUUAAUUUUACUUACUCACUCAAGAAUAACAAUGCAUUUAGAAAUUAUCAGUUAGUUUCAUGAUUUUCAAGUAAUCACCAUGCAGCUUAUAUUAUUUCACAACUAAUUAUUUUUCUUGAUCCAUGAUUAAUUUAAAUGAAAUUGUUUACGGAUAAUCAGUUAAGUGAUAUACCUCAAGAUGAAUUUGUAAUGUUUUGUGAUGUAAAUUUAUUGUUUAGUCUCUGCUGUGUAAUCAAUAAAGUAACAGCUAGCUAUUAUGUAGCUAUUGUAA
Messenger RNA from Lingula anatina, 8653 nucleotides. RefSeq lists its product as uncharacterized. Gene Ontology annotation, biological process: anatomical structure development; regulation of transcription by RNA polymerase II. The record is from RefSeq and is a predicted model, not a curated record. NCBI's taxonomy places the organism in Eukaryota, Metazoa, Brachiopoda, Lingulata, Lingulida, Lingulidae. Gene Ontology annotation, molecular function: DNA-binding transcription factor activity, RNA polymerase II-specific; RNA polymerase II cis-regulatory region sequence-specific DNA binding.